Capra hircus (goat) is the source of this 15670-nucleotide messenger RNA. It is a transcript of the gene JMY, whose product is annotated as junction mediating and regulatory protein, p53 cofactor. Gene Ontology annotation, cellular component: cytoplasm; nucleus. Gene Ontology annotation, molecular function: transcription coactivator activity; actin binding; Arp2/3 complex binding. NCBI's taxonomy places the organism in Eukaryota, Metazoa, Chordata, Mammalia, Artiodactyla, Bovidae. The record is from RefSeq and is a predicted model, not a curated record. Gene Ontology annotation, biological process: positive regulation of apoptotic process; 'de novo' actin filament nucleation; Arp2/3 complex-mediated actin nucleation.
AACUCUUUUGAAAAACCUUAAGAAAAAAGAGUAUUGUGGAGAAACAAUGACACCUGUGUGACCACAAACCAAUUUUCUCUAGCACUAUUGUGAUAAGACAUAAUGUUGUGGAUAAAUAUUGCAAUGCUAAUAUACAUGUAAAUAAAAAUACUUCUCAUAAACAUACUUUUGAGGUUCAUUCUUAGUAUUCUUACUUAUCUAUAAUGUAUUAUAAGAAGAGCUAUGAUCUAUCAUUUUUUAUCAGAAAAACUGUUAGCGGUAACUUUUCUGCAGAAAAGAGGAAAUUUUUCUAUAAUGUGCUAUUGUUUGCUUAGCUGGUGAGCAGAUUUGAAAUGGAUUUUCUCUGUUUCUUACUGCCUUUCAAAAGGUGUAUUUCUGACUUGCAUUUGAGAAUUACCAUAAAUUGUUACAAGCUUUGAAAACAUAUGGUUUAUAUAUAGAACUGUAAAAAGGUUCAAAAACCAGCCCUUUUCCCUUUUAGCUCAUCCUUCCCCUUUCCUAUGGUCAGGGCAGAAAUAUAGGUCUAAAAUGUCCAAUUGACUGAUAGGGCUAAAGCUCUCGGCUGUUUAUUCAGAUGUCGGGACAAAACUGUAUGGCUAACAAUGUAAGGUUAAUCCAAAUGGUCUCGCAUAUAUUUUAGAAAUACGGAUAAAAGCAACAAAUAAUUCCCAUUGUGCUUUACUGUCAAUGCAGAAUACCUGUAGUAUGGAUUGGAUAGUAGCAGGAAAGAGUAUGUGAAUAAUUUAGAUUAUAAGACCAAUGACGCAAUUUUAAGAAUGUGUUUCAUCAUAGUUCAGUAUAAAUAGCGUAAUUCUUCAGAAUUACGUGAUUUUUUAGGUAUGUGGAUUAUGAGAACUUUGAUAAUUGAAUACAAUUUCAAAAGGGCUCAAGUCGGUGACCUCAAAACGAGGUUCACAGAACAAUACACAGUGAUGAAGCCAGAAGCAAUAAAACACUGAAGAACGGAGACGUAAGCAUACUGGUAGGACAUGACUGAAUUUUCACUUAUUUUGCUUUGGAGUUCUACUGGGUUGUCUUCAGACACCUUCCCUUUGUAUCUGACAGUGUAUCGCCAAGAGUGUUAAGGGGAGAACCCAACAGUCUAGGGGAUCCCGGCAAAGUUUAGCACACAGCUCACGUAACGUCACGGCGUACUUCCUUCUGAAUAUGGGAGUUAUCCCUCCGAAAUGGAAGGAAAUGUACACUUGAGAGUCCCUCUGAAUGACUGGAGUUCAACUCAGUUCCUUCGCCUUUGUCCUUCUCUCCCUGGGUUUGGAGGCCACCUGUCCCGCAGGUCACACCUGCCGUCCUCACUGCGCGGCUCACCGGCUCCGGACCCGAGCCUGAGCAAGAGAAGACUCGCGCGCGCGGCCGCGAGCGGGCGGGGGCGGGGGCGGGAGACGCGGAGGGGCGGGGCCGACGCGCGCGAGCGAGGUGUGCGCGCCGCCGCCGCCGCGUCACCAGCGUGCGGCACGUGCCCGUGUUUACGUCCCUCGUGGAGCCGCUACGUCAGCAGCCGAAUGGCAACAUUGUGGCGAUACUGAGGCUCCGCGCUCUAGAGACGCGUCCCUUCGUCAGGCCGGCUCCAGGCUGUCGGGAAGGAGAGGAGGAGGGGCCCGGAGAUCCGCCAGGGCGAGCGGCGGAGGCUCGCAAGCUCAGGGCCCCGACCACCCACCCGCCCGGCCGGCCCCGCGCCACCCGCGCCUCACCUCCGGAGCGCCGCAGACUCAGCCCCGCGGCCUCGCUCGUGGGGCGGCCCGGGCGGGCGCGGGGCUUGUAAACAGACCCAGCCGCACGUGACCAUGUGAACUACCUGCUCCGGGGACGCGCAUUGUCUUUCCCGCGAGCCGCGCCACAAAGGAGCGCGACGAGUCCGAGGACGAAGAGACAGGCGAGCGAGCGGGGAGAGCCGGCCGGCGCGCUAAGAUGGCUGAAGGCGCCCGGCGAGGGUGAGUGGGGGGCGCGGCGCAGUCAGCCGGCGAGUCCUCCCGCGGGCAGGGCCAGCGGCGCCUUCCCCGCGGCCUGGCGCCGGAGCCACCAUGUCGUUCGCGCUGGAGGAGACGGUCGAGUCGGACUGGGUGGCCGUGCGGCCCCACGUAUUCGACGAGCGCGAGAAGCACAAGUUCGUCUUCAUCGUAGCCUGGAACGAGAUUGAGGGCAAGUUUGCCAUAACCUGCCACAACCGGACGGCCCAGAGGCAGAGGAGCGGCACCCGGGAUCAGGCGGGGGCGCGAGGCGGUGCCGAGUCAGGCGCGCUCGCAUCCGACGGGACUCGCGGGCCGGGCAGCCCGGCGGGCAAGGGUCGGUCCGAGGCCACUGCCUCCGCGACUCUGGGCAGGAGCCCCCGGUCCCGGAGGCGCCCAGCCUGGCCAGAGGGCAGCUCUCCGCGGAGCGCGUGCAGCCUUCGAGGGGACCCAUCGCUGCGGAGUCCGGCCGGCAAAGGGGCGGAGAGUCCUCUCCGGAGCCCGGUGAGGGCCAGCCACAGCCCGGUCCGGAGGGCCUCCGGAGGCAGAGAUGUGGCGGGGUCCGCCGCUGCGGCAGCCCCGCCGGCGGCCAAGGAGGCCCCGAUGUCGUCGGUGCGGGUAGUGAGCGCCUGCGGGACGGUCACCGAGGAGAUCGAGGUGCUGGAAGUGGUGAGGGAAGAUGAGGCGGCGCCGGCGCUGUCGGCCGCGGAGCAGCCACCGCCGGCCGCCGAACUGGAGUCUCCGGCCGAGGAGUGCAGCUGGGCCGGGCUCUUCUCCUUCCAGGAUCUGCGCGCCGUGCACCAGCAGCUGUGCUCCGUGAACUCGCAGCUGGAGCCGUGCCUGCCGAUGUUUCCGGAGGAGCCGUCGGGCAUGUGGACGGUGCUGUUCGGGGGCGCCCCGGAGAUGUCCGAGCAGGAGAUCGACACGCUGUGUUACCAGCUCCAGGUUUACCUGGGCCACGGCCUGGACACCUGCGGCUGGAAGAUCCUGUCCCAGGUGCUGUUCACCGAGACCGACGACCCGGAGGAGUAUUACGAAAGCCUGAGCGAGCUGCGGCAGAAGGGCUACGAAGAAGUGCUCCAGCGGGCCAGGAAGCGCAUCCAGGAGCUCUUGGAUAAGCACAAGAAUACGGAGAGCAUGGUAGAGCUUCUGGACUUGUAUCAGAUGGAGGACGAAGCCUACAGCAGCCUUGCAGAAGCCACAACUGAGCUCUAUCAGUAUUUACUGCAGCCAUUCCGAGACAUGCGAGAACUUGCUAUGCUACGAAGACAGCAGAUCAAGAUUUCUAUGGAAAAUGACUACCUGGGCCCCCGAAGAAUUGAAAGUCUACAAAAAGAGGAUGCUGACUGGCAGCGGAAAGCCCACAUGGCCGUGCUGUCCAUUCAAGAUCUUACCGUCAAAUACUUUGAAAUAACAGCUAAAGCUCAAAAAGCUGUGUAUGAUCGAAUGCGAGCAGAUCAGAAGAAAUUUGGUAAAGCGUCAUGGGCAGCAGCCGCUGAACGUAUGGAAAAACUUCAGUAUGCAGUUUCUAAGGAGACUUUGCAGAUGAUGAGAGCUAAAGAGAUCUGUUUGGAACAGAAGAAACAUGCUCUAAAAGAAGAGAUGCAGAGUCUACAGGGUGGUAAGGAAGCCAUAGCUCGAUUGGAUCAGUUAGAAGCUGAUUAUUAUGAUCUGCAACUUCAGUUGUAUGAAGUGCAAUUUGAAAUCUUGAAGUGUGAAGAGUUGCUGUUGACAGCACAGCUGGAAAGCAUCAAAAGACUUAUAUCAGAAAAGAGAGAUGAAGUGGUAUACUAUGACACUUACGAAAGCAUGGAGGCCAUGCUGGAGAAGGAAGAGAUGGCAGCGUCUGUGCAUUUUCAGAGAGAAGAACUUCAGAAACUUCAGCAGAAAGCACGCCAGCUGGAGGCAAGACGUGGACGGGUUUCGGCCAAGAAAGCAUACCUCAGAAAUAAAAAGGAAAUUUGUAUUGCAAAACACAAUGAAAAAUUCCAACAGCGCCUUCGGAGUGAAGAUGACUAUAGAACCCACCACACAGUACAACUAAGAAGAGAUAAAUUACAUGAUGAAGAAGAAAGAAAAAGUGCCUGGGUUAGCCAAGAAAGACAGAAAACACUGGAUAGACUUCGAAAUUUUAAACAGAGAUACCCAGGCCAGGUCAUACUUAAAUCAACCCGAUUGCGACUGGCUCAUGCAAGAAGAAGAAGUACAGCCAGCCCGGUGUCCUGUGAAGACCAGUGUGACAGCCUGCCAGGAGUGCUCCAGGUCGAAGAGAAAAGGGAGGGAGUGGACGAAGGAAGGGCCAAGCUCAGGUCAUCACAGGCAGCAGACGCCCAGAGCCUCACCCCACCUGAAGGUCAUCCGUCAGCACAACUUGAAGCCACCUCAUCACUUCCCAGCGGCUUUACCGCUGAGCUGCCUCCCCCUGUGUCUCGUCCACUGUUAAACACUGUUGACUGCAGAGCAGGCUCUGUCCCAGCGGGGCCGCUCCCACCCCCUCUGCCUCCCACGCCUCCCCCGCCCCCCCCGCCCCCCCCCCCCCCACCGCCACCUUUGCCCGUGGGUCAGGACGGCGCCCCCGAGACCCUGGAGAAAGGCCUGCCCCAGAUGGAAGGGAGCGAGAAGAGGAUCCCGAAGUCAGCCAGUGCCCCUUCAGCACACCUCUUCGACAGCAGCCAGCUCGUCAGCGCCAGGAAGAAGCUCAGAAAGACGGCUGAAGGCUUGCAAAGGAGGAGAGUGAGCUCACCCAUGGAUGAGGUGCUAGCUUCCUUGAAGCGUGGUAGUUUCCAUCUGAAAAAGGUUGAACAGCGAACUCUGCCUCCUUUUCCUGAUGAAGAUGAUAGUAAUAACAUCUUGGCACAAAUAAGAAAGGGGGUAAAAUUGAAGAAGGUACAGAAGGAAGUCUUGAGAGAAUCCUUCACGCUUCUGCCUGACACAGACCCUCUAACACGGAGCAUCCAUGAAGCUCUUAGAAGAAUCAAAGAAGCAUCCCCUGAAUCAGAGGACGAAGAGGAGGCUUUGCCUUGCACAGACUGGGAAAACUAACAAGUAACUCAACAGAAUGAAAAAAACACCUACAGUUGAACAUUGGCUCUUGAAAAACUGUAAACAUUUGGUUCCACGAUUGGAUUCUGUUAGAUCCCAAAUGUGUUGGCUCAGUGGUGUGAAAAAGGAAGCACAACGGGCAAGUUGCCGCUUUCCCAGUCAUUCCAGUAGAUGGUGGUUUACCUGAGUUUUAGAUGUGCAAUGUUCCUGACUGCAGCGAAGAAACGGCCUCUGAAGAUUCCUGUGUUUAAGCACCUUCCCCACCUGUCCACCCGUUUACAUCCUUACAGUGGCCAGUAAAGCUCGGGGUCGCCAUGAGUUGGAAGAAACACUGGGUUGACGGAUCUACUGUGAGCUGUGUUGAGACUGCUUUAAAAUCUGUCGUUCAGUGCACUGAAUAGUCACCUGCCCAAGAUACAGAGCUUGUUCUGUAUCAGCUUAAAUAGUGUAACCCUCUGAAGAAGAAGUUAAUUGUGAUAGCUAUAGGGUAGGAAUUGGAAGAAUCAGAUGGAAAUGCACUGACAAUUCCCACGUUAUUCAUCUCCAAGAGAUUUUCAUAAAGAUGCUCAGCAACAUCUGAAAAGAUACACGACCAUGGAGAUACACCUAUAACUGUGUUUACCACAACGUGAUACAUUUAACAUGGCCUAUUUUUAGAAGCCCACACACGUAACAGUUUGUAAAGUUUCAAAGUAACAAUUUCCAUGCUUUUAAAUAGCUCUUCAUAAUUGUGAAUUUAUAAUAGUUUGAAUUUUAUGUGCAGCUUUGUUUAUGAGAAGCAAUACUUUGUAAUUUGAUAAUAUUUCAAAUUAUUUUUAGCCUUUUCAUUUGAACUAUUGCUUGAUUACUGUAACUCAACAUGACUUUCCUAUUGAGAAUCAAAAAUUAGGAUUCAAUAGUAGGGAUGCAGAUCUUAAGUCCUUCUCAUACAGAUCAUUAAAGUUUUUAUUUUUAUGUUCCACAGUGGGAGAAAAACAUGCUCUACAAAUGUGCAGAAAGUAGACAGGCAGAAAAGCCUCUUUGUCUGGCAUUUCACACUUCACAUGCUUUGAGUUGAAUUUCAGGAGACAGCUUUCGUUAUUGUCAAUAAAUUUUUAAACAUACAUAUGUAGCUCUAGGUGCUGAUUUUGCUGUAAUGGAAUCCUGAAGAAUGCAUGGAGCCGACAUGAAUUCUUAGCAGGACUGCUGUGGGCUUGAAUGAAGGUAGAUAUGCUGGAUCUCAGUUUACAGUACUCCGUAAGUGUGAUUCUGUAUAAGACAGGUCUUCACCUGUACAUGAAUAGCUGAUGUACCAAAAUGAACUUUGAGGCAGUUCUCUGGCCUAGACCCAGAAAGCAGUCCUAGAGUAAAAGUCCUCCAACGUAUCUGCGUUGGUGAUCCUGAAGAAAAAUUAUGCUCACACCUUUGUCACUUGAAAAUGUUAUUUCUUUUAAUAUAAUUAUGGAGAUAAUUUUCUGUCAACAGGUUAUAUAAAAAUCUGUUUAAAUGUUGAAAAUAUAUUUAUUGAUGAGACUAUGAGCACUGUCACAAUAUAUUGGCUUUAUUCUAGCAUCAUUCUCAUACCUUGUCUGAGAAUAUUAGAAAUACAGAUUUAAUAUAGUUAACUCAGUCUCCUGAUUACAGUGGAGGUGGGUUAUAGAUUUUUGUAACACACCUUCAGCAAUGUAUUGAAACAUGCCUUUUAACCUAAUGAUUGAUUUGAUUGAUAUAUUUGAAAAAAAAUAUUUUAGCACAUUUGCAAAUCUUAAAUCAUGUAUCAAUUUUAUGUCUUUGAAUGCUUGUUCAUAUCAUGUUUUGGGGUUUGUUUCAUUUAUUGACAUUUAGAAAAAUACAGAAGGAUCUGGCGUCAUAUUAACAGCAGAAGCACUGGAACUUUCAUAUGUCUAGAGGGAACUGCUACCCACUUAGCAUUACAGCUGGGGUUCCAUCAAGAGGCAGUGCUCCCUUUUAAACGGGUCUUGUAACCUGUUUUCCUGAGCCAUGUUGUAAUAAAUCUCUAGCAGAUGAUGCAGGGUGUUCAGAACCAUGUGAAUCCUUGAGGAGUGAAUCCAUGGCUGUAAGCACAAGCCACCCUGGCACUCUGUGAAGGUUGUCCUCAUACCUGAAGAUAGGAGGUGAAAGCAGAAUCUCACUAGCAGCCCCCAAUGGCCAUUCUCUGGUAACAACUUUCUCCAACACCCCUCCUCCAGAUGCAGGUUCCUCCUUCCACAAAAUUACAUGUUACUGGAGGUCAUCAACCUUCCGAGUUCUCACAAAUAAUAGAGUUUCAGAUAACUGCAGUCCGUUUGUCCAAUGGAAUCCUCAUGUUAAUUAAAAAUCAGUUUCAGAGCCCCCCCAAAUCUAUAUCAAUGUAAAUAUGGUUUCCUUUUUAUCUUUGCCCCUAAAAAAAUGAACAUCUCUGCCCUUAGUAUAAAUUUGAAUAUAUUUAGGUAGGACGGUGCUUAUAUAUGAUCGUGUUUCCAGUUCCAAAUUUGCCCAUACUACUAAUGUGGUUUAUUUGACAGUUAUAUUGCUGUUAAUAUAUCAUUUCCAUGUCAAAAAUCCCCAGACAGCUGCUUGCUUAUACUGAAUCAAUUUAUAAGUUAACUUACCAAUCUAGUCUCAACUCAGUAUACUUAAAAUAGGGAAACAAGUAGGUGGUGACUUAGUUGUUUGGAGGUUAAUGUUACUGCUCACUUGACUGUCAAUUUUAAAUAUUUCUUUUACUAAUACAACUAAAAUUAUGUACAUAUAAUCAAUGAGGCCUGUAUAGAAAAGGUAUUCCUAAUGGUUUAAAAUUCUAAUGGUACUGUAGUGUAGCAGCAGUGCGUGGAAGAAAUACCUGGCUAAAGAAGAAUUUUAAAAGAUGAGAAUUGCUCACUUAGAGUAUAUUUUACAGGCUGAGUCUGUGAGCAGCAUAAAAACAAUCAUUCUUUAGUUCUUCGUUGUAGAACUGGUACAUUUCUAUACAAUGCACAGUUGAUCAGGAGUAGUAUUUCCACAGUGAAAAAUAUGGGGGCUUUUCUUAUUAUAUGGACACAGAAAAUUUAUUACUCUGUUUAAUGAGGGAGGGAAAAGAAGCCUUGUUUCUACAAAGCUGAAAUAUGUAGCAGUAUUUGUUAACUCAAGGCAUGACCUCUCUCUGUCAUAAAAUGUGUUAGAUUGGAAAGCAUACUUUGGCCAUAGCAGACACUAAGAAUUAAAACUCUUGGAUCAGUGGAACAAAAAUGAAUAGGCAGCACUUUCUCUGUUUGAAAUGGGACCAGUAUUAGAAUUAAUACAUUUAAAUUUAUACAUUCCCUAAGACUGUUUUUAAGUUGCAUUCAUUGUGUAUGUAAGAAAAGCCUUUUCUUUCACUAAAUACAAGGUUUUCUUUUUAAACCUUUAUAAUUUUUUUUUAAACCUCUAUGACAUCAACCUGUAAAGUGCUCAUGGGUUGCAGGCCUUAUCAGGGAAUUGAAAUUUAUAUACAUAACACCAAAUUAUUUGUAAAAAGUCUUUUUGAACAGCUAUAAAACAUUUAAAAACUGUGGCAGAUGCAGUUAUCACACAUCCAUUUGAUAGUGAAAGCAGAAACCCAAACAAGUUUUACCUAAUUCUUGCACUGAAUUUAAAUAAUACAAAGUUAAAUGUGCAUUUUAAACAGAUUUUAUUUCUCAUUUAUUGGUUAGCAUAGAACAAUGCUUAGUGUUAGAGAGUUGAUCACAAGAUGGGUUUUAGGUGGGAGAUGGUAAGAGAGCAGAAGCACCUUACUAUGGAGCAUGUUGCAUUCAUUUAGCGCUACUGAACAAUUCAGUAGUGAUUUCUGAACUUUGCUGCAGAGUGCUCUUUAUUUAAAGCACAUAAAAGAGUCUCUGCAUAAUUGCUUUGUAAAGUGAAGCAAUGGUAUUUUUUAUCCUAUAAAUAUAGUCUAAUUUAAAAGUUUUUCCUACAAAAUGAGUUUAUAUUGUUGCCUAAACUGUCAUCUAUGUAAACAAAGGAUUUUUAAAAAGGCGAGAGAGGGAGUCUCGAUUGUGAGAGUGUGUGUGUGUGUGUUUCAUGUUUGUUCAUUGAAUUAUUUCAGAGAUAUGUUCAUUCUAAAAAUUUCUGUUUUACCCACAGUAAAUGUACAGCUUGAUAGUGGAGGGAUUUAAUUGAUUGAAUUCCAAAUUCAUAAGUGUCUCUCCCCCUCUCCAAACACAUGGAUUACACCACUGUAAGGUGUAUGUACAUAAAGUGCCUCUGAGGCUGAUAUAUUAAAUAUAUUAUCAAUGUUAUACUGAAUCUUGAAGCAGUCUUGUUUUGAGAGUAAGGAGAAAGUUUGGGGUUUUUUGGUCAGCUGUGACUAAGAGAGGCUCCAGUUGGUGAGUUCAGGAAAGUCUCUGGAAAGUGAUUUGAGAUGUAUAGAAAAGGUACGGGUGUUGGUUCAAGAGUUCAAUUUUAAGAAGGGAAGUUUUGUUUUUUAAACUUGCAUGUUCUAUGGUUAACUAUCAACAAGUUAUUCUAGCUUUUCCCAAUACUAAUUAUAUUGAUUUUAAGAAUUCUCCAUAAUCACAAGAUGACAUUAUCCCUUCAUUUGUGACCAAAGAAGGGGAGACAGAACAACCCAUGCAGGUGACUUCCUCCUACUUCCUCAGCUUGGACAGGAUCCCCAUUGCGCCACUGAAUUUCCUAUUGUACUGUAUGUCUUGCCAAGUGUGAAACCAUAAUAUAAUUUAUGAAGAACUGAAGGCUACCGAUCCUUCUGCAUGAAUAAAAAGCCCAUUUGGGCUAAUGAAACUGACAUGUCUUUUAGCCAUUCCGGUUAAAUGAAAAUUUUAAUGGCAAACCAGUUCACCACUUACUAGCUUCGUGCAAUAUUAUAGUGGUAGAGGCAGAACACUAGCCGUUGUGCUUGGCUUUUCAGGAUGGCUUUAACACCGUUACACUACAAUGGACAGUGCACAAAAUGUAUUGUAAAUGGCAGCUCUUGCAGAUUUACAGUACUUAAAUAUGCUCAGUUAACAUUCUAAAGUAUUAAAAGUACAGAGAAGAAAAACUUAAGCAUUUAGAGCAAUACUGCAAGAUCUCUGGUAAUGUUCUGACUGUUGCCUUUUGCUCUUUAGUGCAACUUUCUGCAUCGUAAUGACUGUAUCGCUGCAUAUUUCAUGUUUUUUACACUCAUGACUUCAGAGUUAAGUACUUGUACACCAAGUAUUGCAAUCACCUUUCUCUUCUUGUACAUGCAACGUAACAACAUACAGUUUUGGUGCUUAACAAUAUUCUUUUUUUCUUUAAUAAAAGAUAUUUAUUGAGUUAAGCUCAUUUUGUUUGUUUAAAAUCAUAAUGAUGGUAUAUAAUGGCACUUCCUUUCUAGUAAGAAGGAGCAAGCUAUACAUUUGUUUUUACAUGAUGAGCAGGGUUCACACUCUCCACCUCUGUAUCUCUGCCUCUUCCUGACCACUGUUUGUAACAAAAUACAGUUUAGGAAUGUUUUUAGCAGUCAGUUUGUGAUCAUCUAAGUUGGGGAAGAUUGUUGUCUUCACAUUCAGUAACAGGACUCUGAACUAGAGCCUAGCAGGUUCCCCGAGCCGAUGCUGCCUUGCUGCAGCCCUGGCACAAGAGGCCGAGUCUAAAUGGACCUUCACUGAUGGACUUGGGUCUCGGAUUCCACCCAGGGCCUGAGUAAGGGCUCCAGUCCCUCUCUGUACCCCACACAGCUCAAGUCAGUUUCAUCUCCUUGGAUAAUUAACUUUUUGUAGAUGGCUGUUUUUGUUGUUGUUGUUGUUUUUAAUCAGGGCUCGUCUCUGCUUGAGAAGAUCCACAUUCUUGUAUUACAUCCUUUUUUCCUUCCCUUCUCCCUUCCCCAGGCCCUCAUUUAUAAAAUGAUGGGCCAAGUAGGAAAUGGCACUUUUUCCGGUCUCUAGGGCUAAGGGAGCCAUUUCUCCCAAGGACGGACCUCACUCCUUUGUAUCCCCUCCAUAAAUGUAUACAAAAUAGAGGGCUUUGAUUACUAGAUGGCCUUUCUAUGAGUGUUUAGAGAAUGUAGUUAAUAGAAGUGCUUUAGCCAAAAGGACAGAAUAUCACAUUCAGCCUCAAAAUGAAUGGACUUAAUUCAAGUCUCGACACAAUAGAUGGCAGUCCAUCUUUGUGAAAAUCAUGCUGUGGCUGGUUUGGAAUGGGCUUACUCGGUGACCUACCUGGACAGCUGGAAACCUCACCUGGAAAUCUAGGCCCUGUAGAAUUCCUUAGUCCUCUGUGAUGCCGUCAUUCAUCCUGACCUUGCUGAGUUCUAUAAACUGGUUGAAACUUCAUUAAUUCUUUGCUGCAGGAAGCUGUGUGGAAGAGGUUUAAAAUUCUUUGAUGCAAAACCACCAGCAUUCCAUCACAUUCUGACAGUUACUGAAGUUUAAUCAUGUUUCCCAAACACUGUCCUUCUGCCAAGUGGAUACUCUCUGCACAGACACCCACAACGUGGCUGCUCACCAGGACCUUAGUUCUUCCUCACUGCUAACAUCUUCUCCUGAUCUUACUAAUAAUCUCAGUUGUUCACAAGAGCUCACCAGUUUUACACUCUCAUAAUUCUCCAAACUCUGCUAUUUGUCAGCUUCUUCGCCUCUGACAGACGGCUGACCCCUCUCAUUCUUCUGCAGUUCAGACGGGUCCAUCUCUAGGCAUGGUCCCCUCCUCCUUUCCCUCAUUCCUGCCUCUUUCUUCCACCUGCUCUUCCUGUUGCUAUGGGUAACUUCAUCAUCGUCAUGUACACUCAGGCCAGUAAGUGUCCUCCACCCUGUCAUUCCAGUGGCCAGGCCUUGCUUAUUGCCUCCAGGCUGGUUAAGGAAAUCCUGUACCAAUGCUGCAAGGUUUUCUGUAGGUCUCCUAAGCCUACCCCCAGUAUCUACAUUUUUAUGCUCAGCUCAUGCCUUUCCACCUGCACACAUGUCUGAAAUGUUCUUUUGGAAAGCAAAGCAGCAAAAGGAAUAAUUACAGAAUCAAAUCUUCACAAGUCAUUUGAGGCAUAAGAAAGGGAUUUAGGUAUUGUCUGGGGUGACAGCUACCAAGUGUCAGGGAGCUUUCCUUUAACCCUACCCCUCAGUUACUCCCUACAGCAUCUUCAACUUCCUCUCCACCCUAACCCUGUUAGGUGCCAGUGUGCUCAGGAUUCAGUUCAGACUGAGAAGAGUACUUCAUUUUAGGUUAAAACCAGGUCUGAGUUUACCUGUGUCAAGAUGCGCUAGAGAAACUCUUGAUCACUAAAAAUUUUCAAGGAUAAAAACAAGUAUCAACGACAUUAAGAGGUGACUUCAAAUAAAGUCAGUCCAGAAAAAAACCAUUAAGUUCAAACCUCUUGAGAGGCAACUUAUUUUAAGACAUAAAUGAGUUGUAGAGCAGAUUCCUUUGAAGUGCUUUGAGCACAACACGGGGCUAAUAAGCUGUAUGGACUUAGGAACUUUGUUACCUGGAAUGUAGGUCCCACGAGGAGUAUCCUGGGGACACAUACAUGGUCAUAUAUAAAACUCCUAGACCACUAUAUGUCUCACUUCCCAUGCGGUCCCCAAGCUGUAGACUCAUUGGUGCUGACUCAGCCUCAGCAACUUAUCUGCCUUCAUGUGCUGCUACAGCUAGGAAAUUCCGGGUGACUGCAGCCAGUUUGUUUCAAUCCUGAGUAAACGUCUCAGUCUAUUUAUAUGGUCAUCUGGAACCCUUUUAUAUUGAAAUAAUACUUUAAAGUUCUUUUAUCAAGUCAUUGCAAGUCUAUAAUACUGGUUUUUGAGGAAAAGCCUUGAGCAAUUAAACCUACUGCCCAAUUUCUGUCAGAAUAGUUUAUUAUCAAGAACAAUUAAAAAGUUAUUUAUCCCCAAGGGCACUGAACUUCCUCCACCAACGGAUGUUUUGUGUAAUCGAAGAUGGUAAGUUUGCAAACUACAAAGAAAUAUUGUUUGUAACCAUUUUCCAAUGGAGAGAAAAUGAAAUCUAGCAGGAAUCAAUCAUACAGUUAUUCCUAAAACUUCUUAUGAAAGAUUUAGAAUAAGAAGCUCUACUCUGAAUUUUUUUUGCAGAUAUUCUAUAGUGUAUAGUAUAUAUUUAAGCUAGAAUAAUAAAUUAACAUUAUUGACUUGGGGGAGGAGUAAGAUGAGGGAAAGUAGCCAACAUGGGCGUUUUGCUAUACAAUCAUAUUCAAAAUUACAUUAUGCAAAAGCCACACUAUGGUUCUACUGGAAGCAGUCCAGUUGGCAACAACAGCCCAUAAAUGUUUUAGGCCAAGAUUAUCUUUUUCAUGCUUUAAAGACCCAAAGCUCUGGAAUCUUCUUUAAGUGAAUGUUGAGUUCCAGUGGCUCAAAUCUCAAUUUAAAAAUUCUUUGGUCUCACUUAUAGGCCACUUCGUGACCCAUUUCUUUUCAAAAAUAGGAUGGCCUGCCCCUACAAGUGUGUGGGUCAGUGCCAAGUUUUUGAAGUGGAAGAUUAACUCUUCCAAUAGCCAUAAGAAGAUGCAACAGUAAUUUCGCUGUGACCCAGCACUUGCUAAAAGGGUUUUCCAUUUUAAUUAGGAAUUUCAAAUAUUACCUAAGCUUUGGUAUUACAUUAAGGUGAAUCAUCAGAAGGCAGCACCUAGAGUAUUCUCUCCCCAACUCCAGCAGCGCUCUCACUGCACUGUAUAGAAGCAUGACGAGUCUAUGCUUUGGUUUUCACAGAUAGUUGCGAUGAAGCAGUAAGUAAGUACUGCUAGACUUUACUCGCUGUCUUAAUACUUUGUCUUCUUACUCUCACCUUUCCUUAUGGUUCUAAAUGGCCUCUGUGUCAAUGAUUCCCAAUUUUAUCUGUCCUAUAUGCCUCUUCUCGGGCUUCCCUGGCUGCUCAGCUGUAAAGACUCCACCUGCAGUGCAGGAGACACGGGUCUGAUCCUUGGGGUGGGAAGAUGCCCUGUAGAAGGGAAUGGCAGCCCACUCCCGUAUUCUUGCUUGGGGAAUCCCCCGGACAGGAGCCUGGUGGGCUACAGUGCAGAGGCUUGUGAGAGUCGGACACGACCAGUGACUAAACCACAAGCACCACCGCAUCUCAGAAUACUAGAUCUGCGUGUAUUCAACUGCCCAGCGAUCUCUUGAUUUGGACGCUUCAUACAUUUCAAAGAUAACAUGUCCAGAAUGGUUCCUGUGACCCCCCCACUCUGUUAAAACCUGUAGGGAAAGAGCAAAUUAGCCAAGAUGGCGUGGUCAGGCUUUCUUGCCCCACAUUUUGUAAGGAAUGAUUAUGUAGCAGCUGAGCUCACACACAGCACUGCGCGUGUGUGUCACAGGGGCUCACUUCAUCCUGGCUGCUUUGUGCCGUAGGCCUGUGCGAGCUCACCUAAAAAGCGGUGGCAGUCCUGCUGCCUCAUGGCUGUGUCCGCUGGCUCAGCCACAAGAGGAGAGAAGAGAGCGAGCCUGCUGCUGUGGCUGCUGUGCCAGCCAGGAGAGAAGAAACGCCUCUGCAGCUCCUGCGCCUCCUGGAGUUUUCCCCAGCCUCUUAGCUCGCGCCUUGCCUCCCCUGGGUUCAGAGAACACUGCACGAGAUACAGCAGGACAACUGGCGUCACGAACAGGAUAGGCCAAACAACCCUUCCAGGUUUACCUUUUUUUUCCACACUUCAUCCAGUUCUGCAAUCCAGAGCCUGUUGGUACUCUUGCUGCCUUUCUCACCUUCAGCCUCCUUGUCCAACAAGUCCUGGCCACCCCGACUCCGGCAUUCACCCACUGCGUUCUCUGUCCCUCACCCCCACUGGUCCACACCCGUCUCAACCAGGCUACUCCUUCCUACUUGUUCUCCACGCAGAAGUGCUGAGAACGUGUCUCCACUAUAUAAAACUCUCCAGUUCCGAAAGCCUCAACUCUCCUUCCUGUGGACACAAGGCCAAAUGUGAUUCGGUCCUUCCUAUCAGCCUCAUGACUUACUCAGCUCCAGCAUUGUGUCUAACUGUUCAUUACUUUGGGGCCUUUGCCCAAACUGUCCUCUUCCUAGAAUGUUCCUUGUUUUAGUAAGGCCAACGUCUUUAUGUCCCUCAAAAUUCAUAUGUCCUGAUUUACAGUAUGUGUCCAUUUUUGGAGACCUUAAAAAUAAGGUCUUUAAGGUGGGCCUUAUUCCACUGAGACAGGAAGUGGGGAAAUUUAGACAUAGACACCCCUCUUUGACCCAGUUGAAAUGUGUGUAUCCUUGAAUCGGGACACAUGCAAGGAUGUUUAUAGAAUGCAUCGUUCCUAAUAGCCAAGAACCCAAUAACCCAAAUGUUCAUCAGCUGAUGAAUGGACAACUGAUAUACCCCUAAAAUGUAGUAUGGUCAUACGAUGGAGUACUGUAGAGUAAAAAUGAAGAUAGCUUCACAAAACAGUUUGGACGAAUCUCACUGACAAAAAGUUGAGCAAAAAGCAAUACUAUCUAGUAUACGAUUCCAAUCAAAAGUUUUUUAAAAAUAAGCAAAACCAUAGUGUCUAGGAUUAAUUAUUUAGGUGGUAAAACAAUAACCAAAAAAACAGGCUACUGGCACAAAGGUCAUGAUGGCUGCGCAUAUAGGGGGGAGGAGAGCUUCAUGAUUAGAAAGGCGCACACCGCUUUUGGGGGGCUAAGCUUUUAUUUUUGACCAGGGCAGUGGUGAGGUGGGGUUUGCUUUAUAAUAAUUCAAUAAGCUGUGCAUUUAUGUUUUGUAUUUUUCUGAUUCUGUAUUACAUUUCCAAUAAAAAAGGUGUUUUAAAAAA